UCUCCCUGCCCUGCUUAAGGCAGGGUAGGGAUAUCAGACGCAUACACAUAAAAGCAGGUGUCCUUCUCUUUCUCCCCUUUUGUGAUGGAGAAAGAAGACACCUUCGACAACAAUAAUGAACAAGAACCUGUCUCCCCCUCGCUGAAACAGAAGAAGAUGAAGAAGAAGAAGAAUGGCCCACUGAACCUGAUCAAGAUAGCGCUGUUUAUGCUACGACACCGGUCGGCCGGAAAGUCUAACUCCGUCCAUGUUGGGGUUGCUACCAAGAGCCUAUGGAAGAGACUUCUGGGUGCAAUGCGCCUCUUGCAACUCCACCACCAAUCCCCACUGCCGCCCAUAACCAUUGAAAACAACCCCACAACAGUGGAAGCUUUCCAGGACGUGCACCCUCAACCCUCCUCGUUGCCGUUGCCGCCCAAGUCAACUACCUUGACCCCCUCGAGCUCCACCGACAGCAUGAGUCGCUAUGCUUCGGCGCAGAACCUCCAAGAGCUUGAUAGGAGCGAGCAGGAUGAGGACGGAGAUGAUGACAACGGGGACGAAAUGAUCGAUGCAAAGGCUGAAGAGUUCAUCGCUCGUUUCUACGAGCAGAUGAGGCUUCAGCAUCUGAAUUCAAUCAAUAGUUAAUUCGUAAUACAGAGACGAACGGCAACGAGGAGGGGUCGCCAGUAAUAUCGCUGUAGUUUCAUGAAAUCAUGGUUCAUGGGUCUUCUCUUUCUUCUUAUUUAAUUCGUCUUAUGUCUUAUACGUAUGUGAUAAGUGACAAUA
This is a messenger RNA of Nelumbo nucifera (sacred lotus), 768 nucleotides long. RefSeq lists its product as uncharacterized. NCBI's taxonomy places the organism in Eukaryota, Viridiplantae, Streptophyta, Magnoliopsida, Proteales, Nelumbonaceae. The record is from RefSeq and is a predicted model, not a curated record.